AAGAAAAAGGACACCAUGGUAAAUUCGUUCACUCCAUUUGCUUUUUCCACCCUCACGUUUCUUGCAAGAGGAAAAGUCAAAAAAUGCUAGCCCCAAUACCACGAAAUUCACAACUAAUGCGUUACAUUUAAGAAAGUUUGGGACUUUAUUAUGAAUAACACAUGGAUUUCAAAACCCUCUCGCAAAGCACAACCCAUAUUCAGAUCCAUAUAAACUCUAGAGGGUUCAACUUCAAGAACCAAAUAAUGAUGAAGAGUGCAAGGCUGAAUGGGCGACAUCGUUUCAUAAUUUCUUCUUUCUUCUUCAUCAUGUUCCUUUGUGUCUUAGCUUCUAUCAAUGAAGUCCGAUUUGAUAGCUUCUUAAAGUUUGGUCAGUGUGCUCUAGCCAACGUGCCCUCACACAAUUCAUCGUUAGAAAACAAUAUUGUAGCUUCAAAUUCUUCUUCUUCUUCCUCGGAUGAAAUUCGAAUACUCAUCGGCAUUCUAACACUUCCGGAUCAAUACCAACGCCGCCACUUCCUCCGACUCAUCUAUGGAACACAGUCUCCAUUGGGUGCCAAAGUUGACGUGAAGUUUGUCUUUUGCAACCUAACAAAGGAAGACCAAAAGGUACUCGUUGCACUAGAGAUAAUGCGUUAUGAUGAUAUCAUAAUCCUCAACUGCAAAGAGAACAUGAACAAGGGUAAGACUUACACAUACUUUUCAAGCUUGCCAGAAAUGCUAAAUGAUACAAAUAGUCCUUACCCUCCAUACCAUUAUGUCAUGAAAACCGAUGAUGAUACUUACUUUAGGUUAAAUAGCUUGGUAGAGUCUUUGAGGCCAUUGCCUAGAGAAGAUUUGUACUAUGGUUAUGUUAUUCCUUGUCGUAGCAUGGACCCUUUUGUGCAUUACAUGUCUGGAAUGGGUUAUAUGAUUUCUUGGGAUAUAGUGGAGUGGAUUAGGGAUUCUGAUAUUCCAAAGAAUCACCUGGAAGGGCCUGAAGAUAAGGUUUUUGGCGAUUGGAUUCGAGAAGGGCAUCGUGCUAAGAAUAGGUACAAUGCUAAGUGGUCUAUGUACAAUUUUCCCGAGCCACCCACGACAUGUACACAUGAGCUUUGGCCAAACACGAUUGGUGUUCAUUUGUUGAAGACGCAAGAGAAGUGGAUUCGGACAUUGAAGUAUUUCAAUGUCACAGAUAAUUUGAAACCAUCUAAAUUGUAUCAUAUACCUUAAUUAGGUAAUACCUCACAAUUUUUAUUUUUAUUUGUUAAUUAUUUUCUUUGGACAAUUUAAUUGAUACAAUCUGAUUUUGGGAUUUAUAGUUUCUGUUUUACCCUUUAGAUUUUAGCGAUUAAGGGUUCCAAAUUUGAACAUUUGAAGAUACAUCUUGAGGUUGUUAUAAAAAAAAAAGAUACAUCUUGAGGUCUUGUAAUAAGAAACCAUAUGAUUCUAUUGAGAUUUUGCUUAUUCCAAUGCUGGGGAUUAAGAUGUGUAA
This is a messenger RNA of Quercus robur (English oak), 1473 nucleotides long. Its product is annotated as hydroxyproline O-galactosyltransferase GALT3. Gene Ontology annotation, molecular function: hexosyltransferase activity. Lineage: Eukaryota; Viridiplantae; Streptophyta; Magnoliopsida; Fagales; Fagaceae. The record is from RefSeq and is a predicted model, not a curated record. Gene Ontology annotation, cellular component: Golgi membrane. The coding region runs from base 162 to 1211 and encodes 349 amino acids. The transcript has a single exon.